This is a messenger RNA of Sinocyclocheilus anshuiensis, 1447 nucleotides long. RefSeq names its product janus kinase and microtubule-interacting protein 3-like. The annotation marks the transcript as partial. The transcript is spliced from 12 exons. Gene Ontology annotation, molecular function: microtubule binding; kinase binding; GABA receptor binding. NCBI's taxonomy places the organism in Eukaryota, Metazoa, Chordata, Actinopteri, Cypriniformes, Cyprinidae. The record is from RefSeq and is a predicted model, not a curated record.
AAAGAGAAAUCCCAGCAGAACUUGCAGCCGGGUGGGCUGAAGAGACACACGUCUCUAACGGACCUGAGUCACGCCCACGAGCAACAGGAAGUCGAGUAUCUGCGUUUGCAAAUCAGCGAGCAGCAUGGCAUUAUAGAUGAGCUCACGCAGGAACGGGACAGGAUGAUAAUCAACAAAAAGAACAGGCGAAAAAACAUCAAGUUGCCCAAGAGGCAUGUUGUGGAGACAUAUUUUGGAUUUGACGAAGAAUCUGUCGAUUCUGAAACGUCAUCUCUGACAUCAUAUAACACCGACCGCACAGAUCACACCCCUGCCACCCCCGAAGAGGAUCUUGAAGAUGGCUUUUCCCGAGAGGAGGCGGAGCUGCGAUUUCGGCAGCUGACGCGAGAGUACCAGGCACUGCAGCGAGCUUACGCACUUCUGCAGGAGACUACAGGGCCUCUGGACCCUGAGAGACACUGCAGGACACGGGAGCAGCUGCAGACGGAGCUGAUUGGCUGUCAGGCACGGAUUGCCGACCUGGAGCGGAGCUUGGCAGAGAAGGGGCAGGACUCAAACUGGGUGGAGGAAAAGCAAAAUCUUCUCAGGGUGAGCCAGGAACUCAGAGAAAAGGAUAGGGAACGCCGUUCUCCUGCCUUUAACCUGCAAAUCUCUGCCUCUGAAAACAACAGUAUCCUACAGCUACACUGCCGACAAGAGGGUGUCAAGGAUGUCAUCAUUCCUGACCUCAUGAAAAAGCUUGACAUUCUUGGGGAUAAUGGGAACUUGCGAAACGAGGAGCAGGUGACAGUCAUUCAAGCAGGCACUGUGCUGUCUUUAUGUGAAAAGAGGGUGCAGGAGCUGGAGGCCACAUUAUACGCUGCCCUGCAGCAGGAUCCAGACAGCUGUGUGGGGGAGAGUUUGAGUGACAGGCAGCGAGCGAAGCUGGCUGAGUCAAUGGAUGCAGUGCGGAGACAGAUCCUGCGGCAGAGUCGCCAUGCCGACACGCUCGUUCUACAACAGCGCAUGGAGCUCCUCCAGUCUGCGCAGCAGAGGAUCAGAGAACUUGAAGAUAAGAUUGACAUGCAGAGAAGACAAAUCAAAGAGAUUGAAGAGAAGUUUUUGUUCCUUUUCUUGUUUUUCUCACUAGCUUUUAUUCUCUGGCCUUAAAACCCACACACAUCAUAUUCUCUCUCUAUAUCGCCUUCUGUCUCUCCCUGUCUUUCUCAAACACAAACAGGUGCAGUAUCUAGAUGAGAGAUACAAACUCAUUUUGCCACUAGAAACUUUGGUGACACAAUCAUUCCUCGGUUUGUUGUACAAAACAUGUUUUUAAAUAUUUUAUGAAACAUUCGUAUUUCAAGAGUUCCAGAGGCUGCUUAAUUUUGUUUUGUCCGAUUGAAAAUAGUGCAAACAAAUAUAAAUAAAUGCACCCUAAAUAUUUGUUAUAAUGAGUAUUUCAAAACAC